This is a messenger RNA of Trifolium pratense (red clover), 792 nucleotides long. RefSeq names its product UPF0235 protein C15orf40 homolog. Lineage: Eukaryota; Viridiplantae; Streptophyta; Magnoliopsida; Fabales; Fabaceae. The record is from RefSeq and is a predicted model, not a curated record. The transcript is spliced from 3 exons. Bases 122 to 499 code for a protein of 125 amino acids.
AUAAGUGAUGAUUAAUCUGAUCGAAAACGACAGCGUUUCCUUUCGUGAACCCAAGGGGCAAGUCAAUCAAGGGGAUCAGUUACCGGCAAGUCUCCGGCAACGAUUGUCGGAAAAUUGAAAAAUGGCGCCGGCGAAGAAAGGAAAAGCAAAGGCUGAAGCAAAGGAAACGGUUCCUUCGGAAAAACCUAAUAAUUUUCCGUCUUGUAUUCGGUGUGUGGCUCCUUCUUCCGUCGCUAUAACCAUCCACGCUAAACCCGGUUCAAAGUCCGCUUCCGUAACAGAUGUGAGCGAUGAAGCUGUUGGUGUUCAGAUUGAUGCACCGGCGAGGGAUGGUGAAGCAAAUGCUGCUCUUCUUGAUUAUAUCAGCUCUGUUUUAGGCGUAAAACGAAGACAAGUGUCUUUAGGAACCGGUUCUAAGUCAAGAGAUAAGACGGUCAUUGUGGAAGAUGUAACUCAACAAUAUGUUUUUGACGCUUUGGAUAAAGUCUCAAAACAGUAGGAAAGUGAAAAUGUGUUUUUCUUGAAGAGGCCUCUUGCUGCUCUACAAUAAUUUUCCUGAAGUGAAGGCAGAGUAUGUGAUUACCUGUUUUCCUGUUGGAAGACUAUUAAUGCCCUGGAUACUAUAAAACAAACAAGCAUGUGUUUUCUAGUUUGGCUUGCUUGUUUGUAGUGCAGCCUAGAUUUUGACAAUUUCAUGUCGAUUUCUGCUGGUUAUAUUAUAUAUUGAUGAAUGCUGGCCUCGUGUUUGUUGAGUAUCAUAUGUGACUUGUAACAUGCUCUUACAUUGUGGUA